Molecule: messenger RNA, 2359 nt
Organism: Alosa alosa (allis shad)
Lineage: Eukaryota; Metazoa; Chordata; Actinopteri; Clupeiformes; Clupeidae
Gene: tmem120b
Product: transmembrane protein 120B
Exons: 12
Coding region: 92-1108 (338 amino acids)
Biological process (GO): fat cell differentiation
Cellular component (GO): membrane
Source: RefSeq, a predicted model, not a curated record
CGCAUGCGCCAUUGGGCAGCGUUAAGACAGCCAGUCACCGCUGUGGUCCACGGUGGUGUGAGGCAAGGAGAGCUAAGGGAAGCGGGGGACGAUGGCACUGGAGAAGUGUCAAACUGAAUGGGACGAAAUCGAGAAAGAAUAUCAGCAAUUACAGGAAACGCAUAAGGUGUACCGACAGAAGCUGGAUGAACUUACCAGUCUCCAGGCGAUAUGCAGCAGUGCCAUUAGCAAGCAGAGGAAAGGCCUUAAGGACCUCAAGCACAGUUUGCACAAAUGCGCUUUGACAUCUGAUGAGAAACAAUCUGAACAGCUAAAGGACAUAGAAAGCCAAAUCAAAGACAAACAACAUGUCUUCUUUGAUAUGGAAGCAUAUUUGCCAAAGAAGAAUGGAUUGUACUUAAAUUUGGUCUUGGGAAAUGUGAAUGUAACUCUUCUCAGCAAUCAGGCUAAGUUUGCCUAUAAAGAUGAAUAUGAGAAGUUCAAACUUUACCUGACUAUUAUUCUGAUGUUUGGUGCCAUGGCCUGUCUCUUCUUUUUCAACUAUCGUGUCACAGAUGAAAUCUUCAAUUUUUUACUUGUUUGGUAUUAUUGCACACUGACGAUAAGGGAGAGUAUUCUGAUGAGUAAUGGGUCACGAAUCAAAGGAUGGUGGGUGUUACAUCACUAUGUCUCUACCUUCCUGUCGGGGGUCAUGUUGACCUGGCCAGAGGGAUCAAUGUAUCAGAUGUUCCGAAGUCAGUUCCUGGCUUUCUCUAUCUAUCAGAGUUUUUUACAGUUUCUUCAGUACUACUACCAGAGUGGCUGUCUGUAUCGGCUGCGGGCUUUAGGGGAGAGGAACCAGCUGGACUUGACCGUGGAGGGCUUCCAGUCGUGGAUGUGGAGAGGACUCACCUUCUUGCUCCCCUUCCUCUUCUUUGGCCAUUUUUGGCAGUUGUACAACGCAAUUACCCUAUUUACGCUGGCAAACCAUGAGGACUGCAAGGAAUGGCAGGUGUUCAUGCUGGGCCUGACAUUCAUGGUGCUGUUCCUGGGGAACUUUCUCACGACGCUCAAAGUGGUCCACCAGAAGAUCCAGAAGAACAAAGAGAAGCUGCAGAAGGCAGAAUGAGGCGGAUGAAGAUGUGGGGUCGGUGUUUGGGGAGGAGGCUGUUGAUGGAGGAGGAUGAAGAUGUGGGGUCGGUGUUUGGGGAGGAGGCUGUUGAUGGAGGAGGAUGAAGAUGUGGGGUCGGUGUUUGGGGGGGGGGGCUGGUGAGGAACGCUGGGAGAGCAAGCAGAGUGGCCAGUACAGAAACAAAACCGAGUGGUCAUCGCACCCUGACGCACACAAUUCAUUCAAGACUUUAGGGGAAAGGGAGUGGGGGUUGUGAAGAGGGGCAUUGUGGGGUACGGGGGCUCAGUAGGGACACUAAGUCCGCAGGUCUCAAGGCAGCUGUGCUUUUCUGUGGUUUCUUUUUUUGUUUGUUUGUUGGUUUGUUUUCCUCAUCUGGUUUACUUGUUUACAUGCAAUGAAAACACUAAGCGGGUCGGUUCGUGGUUGUGGUUCUUGUGUAGGCAGAUGCUGCUGUGUGGAGUAGGUCCGGUACUGUCCAGGGGACGUCCAGUUCUGAUGGGAAAUUGGAUGGGACAACUAAGUGUAUGCAUUCAGGAGUUUGUGGUCUGUGUGUGUGUGUUGUUUUCCAUUUUGCGCACGGACACUUCAUGGGAGCUCACCUCAACUCCGAGGGAAGAAGAUGGAAGAUGGAGGCUGGUGGUGAUGUUCACGGUUGAGAAGAGCCAGAGUUGUAGAAGAAGCAACAUUGUAGAGAUCUUCUAAAGGGAAAACCCUGAAGAUCGUUUCUUUCUAUCGUUUCUUUACACUGCUGCUUUUGAGAGGUCCAGAGAGAGAGAGAGAGAGAGAGAGAGUGAGUCUAAGACCUAUAAGUGCAGACACACACAACUACAUGGCGAACAGCACAAAAUCUCUUGUUACACUAAUACAGUUUACACUCUGGACCUGCCAUUGAUGCUGCCCCUUCCGCAAGUAAUGCAGAAAUGCAAGAUUAAGUCAAAUUGACUAAAACAAUCGCAAUUGAGUUUGAUUGAUUGUGAAAUUUACUGCAGGCCUCUCUUCAGUCUGCCUCCCUUCUGUUCUGGGCUGCUUUAAUGUGAUGUAACCACGUACUGUGAAACCAUGUUUUGCUGCUUGCACAGCUACUGUAAUGGUUUAGGACAGCUGGAGGUGUCUGUCACUAAGCGCUUUGUAACUUCAAGUAACGACUGUUGGCCAUGUCCAAGUAGUGUUGAUGGUACAGACAAAAUGGUGAUGAUUAUGAUGAUGAAAAUGUGACAGGGUAGCAGCCCUUCGUGGAGCUAGGUGGAC